AUGGCGCAAUUCAUACCACGUCAGGUGUUUCCCCACUACGGGGCUAUUCCGAGGUCCUACUUCCUAGGACAUCACCGGGCUGGACUGAGCAAGAUGAAGAACAUGCUAUCUACAAUCGACUAUGUCGUCGAAUGCCGGGAUUACCGGGCACCUGUUACAUCUAUCAACCCUUUGUUUGAGGAGGCACUGGGAAACAAAAGACGACUGGUCGUGUACACGAAGAGAGACCUUGGCAGCAUUCCACAAUCGCCUACGCAGAAGCUCAUAGAGAAAAAAGUACGAAGCUUUGAUCCGAAGAGCGCCGUGUUCUUCGUUAGUUCGUCCUCCCGCUCCGAUGUCACUCAAAUCAUUCGACACCUCCGAGACGAUGCCGAAGCACCAGAUAAGCUCGUGGGAUGUCGAGUAUUGGUAGUUGGCAUGCCCAACAUUGGAAAAUCGACUUUGAUCAACCACCUUCGGAACUUUGGCGUGGGUAAGGCAAAGGCCUUGAGAACAGGAGGCCAGCCUGGUAUCACACGGAAGAUCGCCAGCCCGGUGAAGAUCAUCGAGCGAGAGAGCGGGUCCCAUGUCUACGUGCUUGAUACACCAGGUGUUUUCAUGCCCUAUGUUCCAGACGCAGACAAUAUGCUUAAGCUGGCACUUUGCGGCUGUGUUAAAGACGCAGUCAUCUCACCCGUCACCCUCGUCGAUUAUUUGCUCUAUCAGAUCAACUUGCAUGAUACGCAGGCGUACAAGCGUUGGUCUGAGCCUACCAACGAAGUCAUGCCGUUGCUUGAGAGCUUUGCGCGACAGACGGGACUACUAGGAAAAGGUGGGAUACCCAACAUAGACAGUGCAGCACUGCACUUUAUUCAGAAGUGGCGGGCGGGCGACCUUGGUCGAUUCAUACUCGAUGACUUGGAGGCCGAGCAACGGCGGCGAGAUGAUCCCGAACAGACUGUACGUUUGAGUAUGUCACAGGCGUUGAAAGUCGAGAGGACAACUCGGAAGAACAAGCCAGAUGUAAAUACUAGCAACUCCUCUUAA
Penicillium subrubescens is the source of this 1026-nucleotide messenger RNA. Its product is annotated as putative GTPase MTG1. The transcript is spliced from 2 exons. The record is from RefSeq and is a predicted model, not a curated record. Gene Ontology annotation, molecular function: GTP binding; GTPase activity. The coding region runs from base 1 to 1026 and encodes 341 amino acids. NCBI's taxonomy places the organism in Eukaryota, Fungi, Ascomycota, Eurotiomycetes, Eurotiales, Aspergillaceae. Gene Ontology annotation, cellular component: mitochondrion.